This is a messenger RNA of Anopheles aquasalis, 837 nucleotides long. RefSeq names its product trypsin delta. Gene Ontology annotation, molecular function: serine-type endopeptidase activity. Gene Ontology annotation, biological process: proteolysis. Lineage: Eukaryota; Metazoa; Arthropoda; Insecta; Diptera; Culicidae. The record is from RefSeq and is a predicted model, not a curated record.
AUGAAGCAAGUGCUUGGUAUUUUGGCAGUAGUAGCGGUACUAUGCGCUUUCACUCGCUCCUCAUACGCAUUCGAGUCAAGAGACACUUCAGAUGAAGAAAGAGGUAUCAUUGGUGGUAGGAAUGCACCCAUAAUUAGUUACCCGUUUGCGUUGAUGUUGUUAGUGGAUGGAUCAGCCAUUUGUACUGCGUCGGUGAUUGGGGAGUUCUAUGCACUGACGGCUGCGCAUUGUUUGGUUCAGGAUACAGUAACCUUUCAGAAUUCUCAGAUUUCAUUCUUUGGAGGUAGCUCGAUUAGAGGCUCUGAGGGCACGAUAUUUAACGCAAGUUACUAUGUGAUCCAUGGAGAGUACAACACAACUACGAUUGACAACGAUGUAGCUGUGGUUCGGGUAACGACCUCGUUCUUCACGAAUCCGGCCAUCAAACCGAUAGCGCUGCAGGAUGGUGAGCCAGCGGCCUCAUCUUCUUGCUAUGCCGUGGGAUGGGGUUUUCUUACGAUUCCUCCGAAUUUCAUCAAAACACAAACCCUCCAGGUUGCCAGCUACACACUAGAGACAGCACAGAACUGUGAGAACUUGUACGGUGCAACAAUAACAGCACAAAUGUACUGUGCCCGGUACGAAAGUGGGAGAGUUUAUAAAGGCGAUAGUGGUGGUGCUUUGGUUUGUGGCGAUCGUUUGCAUGGUAUUGCAUCGUUUGUUCCUUACAUAGAUACUUAUGGUAUCCACGAUAAGCCGGAAGUGUUUACUAAGGUACCAUCUCAUAGUAUUCGCCGCUUUAUUCGUCUUCAUACCGGAAUUUAGAGCGAAACGGUGCUUCGAACUUUGGAUGAAAAG